Messenger RNA from Penaeus vannamei (Pacific white shrimp), 945 nucleotides. The record is from RefSeq and is a predicted model, not a curated record. Lineage: Eukaryota; Metazoa; Arthropoda; Malacostraca; Decapoda; Penaeidae.
UAUACAAAACUAAGAAGGCUUAGUUAGUGUCGCUUUGUUGUUGUAAUUAAGACAGCGAGGCCACCUGGUUCCUGUACAUUUUGGAGGCAGUACCUUCGGUGCCCAGGACCAAAAAUGGGGAGAUGGACGAGUGUAUUGGUGCUAAUAGGACUCCUAGGAACUCUUUCUCCUGCUUGCGCCAAAGGACUUCCGGACGAAGCCGAAGCCCUGGCCAGAGGCGGCUCCUUCGAAACCUGCGCCUGCGAGGACCUCUCCCAGCCCUGUGUUUGCAGGGAACCGGACGGGUUCAUCGUCCAGAAUAAAACGACGAAAACGGGGACCUACAAGGUAGACCUCGGAAAGCUGUCUUCUCUGGUGGUCUUCUUCCUCGGGGACGACAUGCCGACCCUGCAGUCCUUGUGCUACCUGCAGGUCGGGGAUAUUGCGUUCAAGAGCAAGGACAGCGUCAAGGAGGAGAAUUUCAUCGUGGUGGACACAGACGCCGCCAUUACGAUGGUCACCUAUCGCUGCGAUCAGAUCAGGGUCAUGUACUAUACCUUUCCGAAGGAGUUCAACAAGACGGUGUCCGUGGCGGAGGCGCCGUGGGGACCCUCGUGGCGCCACCGGACCAGACCGGCUACUUCCUCUACCAGCCGAUGGUGCAGUCUCUCUGGAUCCUGGACGUCGGCCCCGCGGGUUCCCGGAUCGACCUGACCUUGAACUGGGUCGACCUCGGGAGCCAGAACCCGCUCAUUCACGACUAUGGGAAGGUCAACGUUUCGAACGGCGACUUCCUCCUCAUCGGGCGGGGACCGGAUGUUCUGGGAGGCAGGGAGACGAUGUUCUUCGGGCGUCGAGAACAGCCCCAGCGAGUCUCCAUCCCCAGCAACGUGGCUCAUGUCUUCUUCUAUUCCCUGUAUUCGUUCUACAACUCGACGGGCUUCAACAUCACCUACACUUCGACAG